Messenger RNA from Penicillium subrubescens, 1839 nucleotides. RefSeq lists its product as uncharacterized. Gene Ontology annotation, cellular component: membrane. Bases 1 to 1839 code for a protein of 612 amino acids. NCBI's taxonomy places the organism in Eukaryota, Fungi, Ascomycota, Eurotiomycetes, Eurotiales, Aspergillaceae. The transcript has a single exon. The record is from RefSeq and is a predicted model, not a curated record. Gene Ontology annotation, biological process: transmembrane transport. Gene Ontology annotation, molecular function: transmembrane transporter activity.
AUGCCAGUUGGGAAACCAAUCUCUGGCUCGGAGGGUCCUCCGCAAGCCCCUCCACAAAUCCUCAUAAUUUCAAAUUCGACGAGCUCAACGGGCAUUGGACCACUUCAAGCAGCAGGCGGUUCAGCUCCCACGUCAAGCAAGUCAUCCUUUGACUAUGCCAGAACUUAUUCGACUCCAGCGACCGGCGCCCAAACCCCAGACCCUCUCUUGGGAAAUAAGAAUGUUUUCGAUAAACAGGCGCUCAAGGUAUCGCAAACCAUCACCAGCCUCAGCCAAACUGUCGAGGAUAGCCAUGAACCUGACUCUCUCGGCCAUCGCUUAACUAACCGGAGACCCUCGGUAUCCCGAUGCCGUGAUGAAGCCGAUGAGUCGGCAUCGCCAACCCGAAAGAAGCAAGGGGUUCCGCCCGAGAUUUCGAGUUUCACUGCCGAAAUUGUGCUCAUCAUGGUGUGUUCUGCGGGUUUAAUGCUAUUCUCCUUCCUUCUUGGAGACAUGCUUGCCCCACAAGAGCAAUUGAAGCGUGCCCUCGACAUCAACAACACCCAGCUGCCGUGGAUUGUUGGUGCCUUCAACACCGCGAACGGCCUGUCAGUGGUGAUCUCCGGGUCUCUGUCCGACUUGGCUCCUCCAAAGAGCCUGAUGGUGAGUGCAUUUGCCUGGCUAUCGGUGUGGAACAUUGUCGGAGUUUUCUCGCUCCAGCCCUCUCGGUAUGUCCUGUUCUUCGUCAUGCGAGCCAUGCAAGGACUGGCAAUCGGCGUCCUUGUCUCCGGUAGUAUGAGUAUUCUCGGAAGGGUGUAUAAGCCUGGUAUUCGCAAGAAUCGAGUGUUCUCCGCCAUGGCUGCGACCGCACCAUUUGGCUUUUCACUUGGUGCGCUCCAAGGCGGGGGUUUGAAUGCUCAUCUCGAAUGGAUCUUCGGAACCAAUGCGAUCAUCUGCGCCUUACUUUCUGUGGCUGCAUACUUUAGUAUCCCGAAACUGCGACCCGUGGCCGAUGUUGUGGGCACUGAAGCCCCAACACUCAGGCAGUUUGAUUAUAUCGGUGGCGGCUGUGCGGCUGGUGGCUGCGUUUGCUUGCUGUUUGGCCUGACGCAGGGACCCGUGACAGCGUGGUCUCCAUACACUUUUGUACUCAUCAUCGUCGGAUUGCUGCUCUUAGUUGGGCUCUUCUUUGCUGAGCGGGCAGCCAUCCGUCCACUGAUUCCUAAUCGGCUGUGGCGAACACCCGGAUUCACUCCGUUGAUGAUCGCCUACUUCCUCGGUUUUGGGUCAUUCUUUGGUGCCUGGCAAUUCUAUGCCAUCCAAUUCUGGCUUCGUAUCCAGGGUGCCACGCCACUCGACGUGGCACUGUAUCAUAUCCCGAAUGCUGUUGUCGGAGUCCUCGCAACAUGGGUUGUGAGCCGCACAAUCCAUAUUGUUCCCGGUCACUAUAUUUACGCUGUAUCCAUGCUGGCGUUCACACUUGGUCCUGCCUUUUUCAUCCCCCAGACAGCCAAUACGACGUAUUGGAAACUCUCCUUUCCUGGUGUUGCUCUCGUCACAUUCGGUCCCGACCUGGCAUUCGCUGCUGCUUCUAUCUUCAUUACGAGCAAUGUCGCUCGUUCAUACCAAGGCAGCGCUGGCAGUCUUCUGGUCACGAACCAGAACCUCUCUUCGGCAAUCAUGACCAGCAUUGCUGAUGCGAUUGGAACCAGGGUGGACAGAGGGCCCGAUGGACAAAUAGGCCUUGAAGGACUGCGGGCCAUCUGGUGGUUUGCUCUCGCCGCGCAGUUGACUGCAGCUCUUGUCACGAUUGUUUGGGUUAGAAUCCCCAAGGAGGAGGAAAAGGAGCAUGUCACCUGA